Molecule: messenger RNA, 346 nt
Organism: Gongylonema pulchrum
Lineage: Eukaryota; Metazoa; Nematoda; Chromadorea; Rhabditida; Gongylonematidae
Source: the annotation of a GenBank genome assembly
UUCCAGGUCACGCCGUCCAACGGCCGCACAACGUGAACUCGUCGCAUCAAUAUGUCGUUUCCAUCGCAAAAUCAAAGGUGCUACAAUAGACGUCUGGUGGUUGUAUGACGAUGGUGGUCUGACGCUCCUAGUGCCACAUUUGUUAACGUUACCGAAGAGUUACUUGGAGAAUGCUCGAUUACGUGUGUUUUCAAUAUCCACGUCACCAACAAUGAUGGAACAGGAGCAGAGAAGCAUGGCAGCUUUGCUAACGAAAUUCCGUAUUGACUUUUCCGAUGUGUCUGUGAUACCAGAUAUUGGAAGGAAGCCAAAUGCCCAGACGUAUGCAUUCUUCAUUUUCUUGUAG